Molecule: messenger RNA, 1134 nt
Organism: Penicillium roqueforti
Lineage: Eukaryota; Fungi; Ascomycota; Eurotiomycetes; Eurotiales; Aspergillaceae
Product: SUR7/PalI family protein
Exons: 2
Coding region: 1-1134 (377 amino acids)
Biological process (GO): fungal-type cell wall organization
Cellular component (GO): cell cortex of cell tip; plasma membrane
Source: RefSeq, a predicted model, not a curated record
AUGCAUUGGACGGAAAAUGGCAAGCGAAAGCUUCCUUUUUUUAAGUCCACUACCCCAAUUGACCGCCAGCGAAAGACCACCGUUCGUUGGCACCGCCUGUUACGGUCGCUGUUGUACUUGAUCGCUUGGAUCUUUAUGCUACUGGUAGUCAUUGGCAACAUCUCUAACAGGCCCGUCCUACGCAAUACCUACUUCCUCUACCUCGAUCUUUCCAAUAUUAUUCCCGUCUCUAUUCCCAAUGCCGUCCUUAUCAACUCUAUCGCCCAGACUAUCGGGCUGCAUGACUUCUACCAGGUCGGCCUAUGGAACUUCUGCGAAGGAUACGAUGACCAGGGCAUCACCCAUUGCUCCAAGCCGGAGACUCUCUAUGCCUUUAACCCGGUUGAGAUUAUCCUGAACGAGCUGCUGGCCGGUGCGACGGUCGCUCUCCCAUCCGACAUCGAAAGCCCAUUAAAACUAGCCCGCACUGCCUCCCACUGGAUGUUCGGAAUCCUCCUAUCCGCAGCAGUCCUCAACUUCGUCAUGAUCUUCCUCGCCCCGCUUGCCGUGUCCUCCCGACACCCACGGAGCAUCAAAGCCUGGGCCGCAGAAUACAACAACGGCCACCCGCCCGCGGGCAAGCCACCCCACCGCCGAUGCACCUUCAUCUGGUUCCGUGCGCUGCCCAUGCUGAUUCUGACAUUUUUCACCGCGCUCGUGACAAUCGUCGGGUCAGCCGUCGCGACCGUUAUGUUCGAGAUCUUCGCCAAUGUCUUCGCAACCGCCGAUCCGAGCAUCAACAUCCGGGCGCAUGUCGGUACCCAGAUGAUGGUCUUUAUGUGGAUCGCUUCGGGUUUCAGUUUGUUCGCUUUCAUCCUUCAGCUUGGCUCUUGCUGCGCGGCUUGCUGCCGUGGCGGCAAGGCGCGCAAGCAACUCAAGUCGGAGGGUGUCAACUGGCGCGAGAAGGGUUCUCUUUCCCCCGUUGCGGCUGAAUCUCGCGGUGUCUCGUCCUGCCGAGAUGCUGCUGGUCUCCCCGAGGAUGGUUCCGGGUCUAGUGGUCAUGCGUUUUCGAAUGAACAUGAGCGGAAGCUGAUCAAUGGGCAUGCUCCGACCCAGCAUCAUUCUUCGACUGAACCUCAUGCAAUCUCUACCUGA